CCACUUUACUUCCUCCGCUCCUGCUGCUGCAUCCUGCUGCCGAAGGAAUGACGAGAAGGAUCUGCUUCGACCGCGCAGAGAUGCAUCUUCCAUGGCACAGCCUCGCCCGAAUCCUUGCGCCGCUCCCGAUUUGAGGAUCGGCACGUCCAACAAGAAAUAACUUGGACUGCUUGGAAGUUCUUGUGAUCCCGAAACUCGAACUGUGUUUCUAUGAAGGCUCUUUGGACGUGGAUUCAACAUGAGUGCAGUCCAGCAAAUCCAGCAGCCCGCGCGACGAUCUCGAGCGCUGGAGAGCAUCCAAUACAACACUCUCCUUGCUGACAACAACGCAACCUCUUCCGAGGACGAGUCUCCUGGUCACGAUCCAGAGCCUGAGAAUGAUGUCCGGGGUGCGAUCGGUGUCAGCAUCGGACGGGAACAGUCGCGACUGAUAUCGCCUACAACGCCGGCCGCUGUUAAAGCUGCGGCCCUGCAAACCGGCGGCUAUUUCGAUGGUGCCUUUGACAACGACACGCCACCUAUUGCUGAGUCGCCGGACGAAGUAGAUCCUUCGGAUGGCAAGUAUGGCCAGACACCUCCAGGUUUGAAUGAUGGGCCAGCAUUUGCACCGCCCUCUCCCUGGAGGGCUGGCUUUACGCAGCCAGAGAAAGAGAGACCUAGUCUAACAAAGUCGAUCCUCCGCGAUGGAUUCUCGUUUGUCAGGCGUAGAGCUUCAUCAGGCCCCGAGAGCGGGUCAAAGUCGCUAUUCGCUGGCCUGCCGACAUUCUCGAAGAAAGGCUCCAUUGCAUCGAUUUUCUCGCAGGAAGGCGAUAAAACCGAGAGGUCGAGUUCUCCUGCUUCUAAACGACGGUCUACGCUAGGUGCAUGGACUCGUUCUAGCACACCAGACAUACCAGAGUCGCGGAGUCGAACUCCAACUGGGCGACGCCCCGCAUCAAGUCGCGCACAUGUGCCGGAAGCGGGCGCCGACGACGAUCGAAACCAAUUGGGAGAUUUACCAAGCAAUCUGCAGUUGAAGCAUACGCCUACGAGACCCCCUGAAAUAUUGCGCAGAAGCACUUCAGAUACCUCACUCGUAACACAGAGAACAUUGUCCACAGCCUCCAGUCUUGGCGAUGAUAGUCGCUUCGAGCAUGUGUCUGAGCAGGUCAAUAGUCGACUCAAAGCGAUCAAAGACAGUUUGGCAGAUUCCAGAAUCAGCAUGCCAUCAAUAUCGUCCAUAUCCUCGAUCAACGUCUCCAAUCUGACACCUGACUUCUUCACUCGGGAAAGGUCAGACUCGGCGACAUCGAAGUCUAGUCAGCGAUAUAGCUACAGUCAGCAUUACCAGUCCAAAUCAAGGCCGGUAGACCCCAUAACUCGACAACCAUAUACUUCUGCCCGGGCUGCAAUCGCUGAUGCUGGAGUCGACAAAGCCACAAGCCAUCCCCACUUCCAUCGUGCCCUCGAGCAACUUGACGGUGAUGUGGUAGUUCUCGGCGGGUAUAGAGGUAGCAUACUGCGAUCUGCCGAGCCACCACAUCGACAGCUAUGGGUACCGAUAAAAGUUGGUCUUAACCUUCGUAAGGUGGACUUAGAGGUGGGGUUAGAGGAAGACGCAGAUGAGAAAGCUACAGAGAAAGUCAUCCCAGGUGGCAUGCUGACUCACAUCGGACCUGUUGACAUUUCGAGGCGAUUGUUCAAACGUCUCCGAGCAUGCGAGAACGCUCGCAGGGGUCUGCUGAGAGUGCACGACUACGGGUAUGAUUGGCGGCUACAUCCUGCUUAUCUAUCCAGGCAACUUAUCAAGUCUCUCGAGGGACUGCCGUGUAAUCAGCCUGGUGUACCGAAGGAAGCCAGGGGAGCUACGGUUAUCGCACACUCGCUCGGAGGGCUCAUCACGAGACAUGCUGUGAAUCAGCGUCCAGAGCUGUUCCGCGGAGUUGUGUACGCUGGCGUACCCCAAACUUGCGUCAACAUUCUUGGGCCUCUCAGAAAUGGUGAUGAAGUGCUGUUGAGCGAUCGCGUAUUAACAGCACAAGUCAACUUUACGAUCCGUACCAGCUUCGCGUUGCUUCCACUCGAUGGGAGAUGUUUCGUUGACAAGAACACAAAAGAGGAGUACCCAGUAGACUUCUUCGAUCCCCAGACCUGGAUCGACGGCCGUCUCUCGCCAUGCGUUGGCCGACCUCUGCCACCUCUAUCACAAACGCCAAAGCCCACAGGCAUUGCUGGUUACAUGAGCUCGGUCGCGAGUGCGCUCCCAAAUUUUCCUAUGCCUGGGCGGAAGAGCAGCAAGAGUUCUGCCGAUUUGGCGAAAAUCACUAGCGUGGGAGGCGCAGAAGUACCAGACACGAUGGAAAAUGGUGGACAGAGCAGCGAUGUGGCGAUGGCGAAUGGAAACAUCGACAAAGGCGGGGCCUCUAACACAACAGAUGUGCCUUCCGUGCGGACGGCAGUCACAAUACCACGUGAGAAAGCAAUUGCUUACCUUACAAGAACAUUGGCAAGCGUGAAGAAAUUCAAAGAAGAGCUUGCAUACAACCCCGAACACGACAAGACCAAUGCAUAUCCACCAAUUGCCGUCAUCUACGGCAGAAGCACACCAACCGUAGUAGGCGCCAAAAUCGACGGAAGAGAAGGCAUCAGACACGCCGACUCAUAUGACGAGCUCGCAUUCGCCAGCGGAGACGGAGUCGUUCUAGCCAAAGCCGCCAUGGCUCCCAAAGGCUAUCGCGUCGCACGCGGAGGAAUCGUGAGUUCGGAACGAGGACAUGUAACAUUAUUAGGUGAUCUAGAGGCUGUUGGAAAAUGCCUCAAUGCAAUCAUCAGCGCGGGAAGGAAAGGCCUUGGGAUGGGAACAGUAUGACUUUGACGAAACAUGCAUAAGAACGAACCGAGAUGAACCAAACAGAAGGAUCGUCUUCACAGACAUCGAUGAGUAGGCAUUUUGCGGUAACGUGUAGUUAGAUCUGAUGAACCUACGACUGAUCAUGAACUUGCAAUUUGUUCACUGAAUUGGCGAUUCGUCGCGGGGCUCAAAGAACUAUGAACGGCAUCUGAAAUUCAUUCUCAUCAAGAACUAUUCGAAUGAUCUGACAUCAGCUACACGGCAGUUCAAAAUCACACCUGUUUCAAUGAUUCGCAGG
This is a messenger RNA of Cercospora beticola, 3128 nucleotides long. RefSeq lists its product as uncharacterized. The record is from RefSeq and is a predicted model, not a curated record. NCBI's taxonomy places the organism in Eukaryota, Fungi, Ascomycota, Dothideomycetes, Mycosphaerellales, Mycosphaerellaceae. Gene Ontology annotation, biological process: lipid metabolic process.